GAUGUGUCGAAACCCGAGCUCUGGGGCGUGGUCUUGGACGGACCGUCGGGCGGAAUGCCCCAGGGGACGAUGCCGAAGCUCAAGAUCGGCAUCCAGUUUUUCUCAAAGACAGCCGCAGUCCUUUUCCCGGAGUAUGCAAAGACGGAGGCUUACAUCGAGAAGUUCACCAGGACCAUGAUGACCUUCGUGGCUUACACCAAGGAGAUCGACUACUGGAA
This is a messenger RNA of Symbiodinium sp. CCMP2456, 218 nucleotides long. NCBI's taxonomy places the organism in Eukaryota, Dinophyceae, Suessiales, Symbiodiniaceae. The record is from the annotation of a GenBank genome assembly.